Molecule: messenger RNA, 1341 nt
Organism: Ilex paraguariensis (yerba mate)
Lineage: Eukaryota; Viridiplantae; Streptophyta; Magnoliopsida; Aquifoliales; Aquifoliaceae
Source: the annotation of a GenBank genome assembly
AUGUUAUUUUCAAGGGGUUUGUCUCGGAUUUCCAGAACCAGCUUCAACCGCUGUCGAUGCCUGUUCUCACUUGGACACGAACAGCAAUUAUCCAAUUCCAAUCCCUUUCGCUCUGUUGUAGACACCAAUCAAAAGGCUUUGGGUUGCAGAGCCAUUUAUUCUUGGGUUUCAAGUGCCUUAAGUAGUUUCGGACAACAAAUCCAACAGCAGAGCAGCUCUGUAGUUGAGGAGCAACUGGACCCGUUUUCAAUUGUUGCCGAUGAACUAUCAAUUCUUGCUAAUAGGUUACGGUCAAUGGUGGUUGCUGAGGUCCCAAAGCUUGCCUCUGCUGCUGAAUAUUUCUUCAAGAUGGGGGUGGAAGGAAAGAGGUUCCGUCCCACGGACCUGGUCUAUUACCUUGAUGAUUUUGUGCAGUAUCCUGCCCUUCCUGUUUUAGUGCUAACAGACAUCUCUUUGUUGCAGGUUUUAUUAUUGAUGGCAACAGCUUUAAAUGUACCUAUAUCUGGAUCAGCUCCUGCUAGGCCCUUUGAUACUUUCUCCACAGAAUUACGUACAAGACAGCAGAGUAUAGCUGAGAUCACAGAAAUGAUACAUGUCGCUAGUCUUCUUCACGAUGAUGUGUUGGAUGACGCUGAUAAGAGACGUGGGAUUGGUUCAUUAAACUUUGUAAUGGGCAACAAGCUAGCAGUAUUAGCAGGAGACUUCCUGCUUUCCAGAGCUUGUGUGGCACUUGCCUCAUUGAAGAACACAGAGGUUGUGUCACUACUAGCAACUGUUGUAGAGCAUCUUGUUACAGGAGAGACCAUGCAAAUGACUACUACAUCUGAACAGCGUUGUAGCAUGGAAUACUAUUUGCAAAAGACAUACUACAAGACUGCGUCAUUGAUUUCAAACAGCUGCAAGUCAAUUGCCCUUCUUGCAGGACAAACAGCAGAAGUUUCAAUGCUGGCUUACGAGUAUGGCAAGAAUCUGGGAUUAGCAUAUCAAUUAAUAGACGACGUUCUUGAUUUCAUAGGCACAUCAGCUUCCCUUGGGAAGGGCUCAUUGUCUGACAUUCGCCAUGGAAUUGUAACAGCUCCAAUAUUGUUUGCCAUAGAGGAGUUUCCUGAAUUGCGUGGGGUUGUUGAUCGGGGAUUUGACAACUCUGCAGAUGUGGAUCUUGCUCUUCACUACCUUGGAAAGAGCCGUGGGAUACAGAGAACAAGGGAGCUAGCAACAAAGCAUGCCAACCUUGCCUCAGUUGCAAUUGAUUCUCUGCCCGAGAGCGAUGAUGAGGAUGUUCAAAUAUCAAGACGGGCUCUCGUACAGCUAACUCAAAGGGUGAUUACAAGAACAAAGUAA